This is a messenger RNA of Mirounga angustirostris (Northern elephant seal), 1408 nucleotides long. It is a transcript of the gene OVOL1, whose product is annotated as ovo like transcriptional repressor 1. Gene Ontology annotation, biological process: regulation of transcription by RNA polymerase II; epidermal cell differentiation. NCBI's taxonomy places the organism in Eukaryota, Metazoa, Chordata, Mammalia, Carnivora, Phocidae. The record is from RefSeq and is a predicted model, not a curated record. Bases 34 to 837 code for a protein of 267 amino acids. Gene Ontology annotation, molecular function: RNA polymerase II cis-regulatory region sequence-specific DNA binding; DNA-binding transcription factor activity, RNA polymerase II-specific. Gene Ontology annotation, cellular component: nucleus. The transcript is spliced from 4 exons.
GAAGCGGACGGUGCCGGCGAGGAGGGUUCGAAAAUGCCCCGCGCAUUUCUGGUGAAGAAGCCGUGCGUCUCCACGUGCAAGAGGAACUGGAGCGAGCUCCCCGACGAGGAGCGAGGCGAGAUCUACGUGCCAGUCAGUCUGGGCUUCUGCCCACCACAGCCCUACCGGGAACCAGAGCCGUCGGUGGCUGAACCCCCAUCUUGCCCCCUGGUUUUGGACAUGAGCCUUCGGGACUCCAGCUAUAGUGUGGCCCCUGGACCCUGCGUGGUAGCCCAGCUGCCCUCCGAAGACGUGAGUCGUUUGGCAGACCCCCAGAGCAGAGACCACGGCUUCCUGCGCACCAAGAUGAAGGUGACCCUGGGGGACAGUCCCAGUGGAGACCUCUUCACUUGCCAUAUCUGCCAGAAGGCCUUCACCUACCAGCGCAUGCUGAAUCGCCACAUGAAGUGUCACAACGACGUCAAGAGGCACCUCUGCACCUACUGUGGGAAGGGCUUCAAUGACACAUUCGACCUGAAGAGACACGUCCGCACCCACACCGGCGUGAGGCCCUAUAAGUGCAGCUUGUGUGACAAGGCCUUCACGCAGCGCUGCUCUCUGGAGUCUCAUCUCAAGAAGAUCCACGGCGUGCAGCAGAAGUACGCGUACAAGGAGCGGCGGGCCAAGCUGUACGUGUGUGAGGAGUGUGGCUGCACGUCUGAGAGCCAGGAGGGCCACGUCCUGCACCUGAAGGAGCACCACCCCGACAGCCCACUGCUGCGCAAGACCUCCAAGAAGGUGGCCGUGGCCCUGCAGAAUACUGUCACCUCCCUGCUACAGAGCAACCACCACCUCUGAGUGGCACCACCCGGCCUGGGUCGCCUGCCCGCUGCCCGGCCAGUCCACCCUCCCGCUGCCUCUCGUGGGCCGCGGUGACCAGGCCUGGAGGCCCCCACCCCCUGCCCGGGCACACGUGCCGGCUUCGGCCCUGCACUGAGCUCUGUUCACGUUUGCAUUUUUGUCUGAUGGGCAGAGGCCACUCCGAGCCCCGGGCCGACAUGGGCGAGGCCCACCUUCAGAGAGAGGACUUCCCAGAGGAGGGACAUGAGGAUGCUUGGUGGCCUUCCUCCUCUGGAGCACAGGGGCGGGGACCGCUGGUCCCCCGUGGACAGCAGAGGAAAGAGCACGGGCAGAGAGCAGCCGGGCAAACCCAAGGUGCUGCUGGGGGAGCUGGUGCCCGCCUGCCCCGCGGUGCAUCCAGCGCUCAGGGCCGCGGGGGGUGAGGCCCUUCCCACAGGGAGAUGCAUACACGUGCCCAGCUGUGGACGCGUGUGCGCACACAGGAGGCCUUUCCACACAUCACCUCAUUUUUAGGAAAUCGACGACAAGGUGCCAAGGAAGUUUUAUUUCCUUUUUUUAAAGAUGACAC